AUGCCUCGAGAUGUGGCCUGGCUCCUGGUCCUCCAGAUUAUCUUACGGCCAACCCUGGUGAUAGGCAUCAAGAUCAAGAUUGCCAUCAAGAACUUCCGCACCUUACACGUUGACUACCCCAUGAUUAACUACCCGAAGGGUUUCCACGGGUACUGUAAUGGCCUCAUGGCCUAUGUGAGGGGCAGAAUGAAGGAUUGGUACUGCCCUAAGGUCCACUAUGUGGUACAUGCCCCGUGGGAAGGCAUCCGAAAGUUCUGCAAAUACAGCGAGAGCUUCUGCGAGAACUACAAUGAGUAUUGCACCCUCACUCAGAACUCCUUCCCCAUCACAGUCUGCACCUUGGGCUCUAAACAACCACCAACCAGCUGCAGCUACAAUAGCACGCUGACCAACCAGAGGCUGUACUUGCUCUGCUCCAGCAAGCAUAAUGCCGAGCCAAUAGGUAUCAUUGGCCUCUCCUAGGGACUUAGCUCAUAAACCAGUCCCACCUCAUACAGGCCUCUACAUGCCACCCCAAAGCCUGUUCCCAAAG
Phodopus roborovskii (desert hamster) is the source of this 532-nucleotide messenger RNA. It is a transcript of the gene Rnase13, whose product is annotated as ribonuclease A family member 13 (inactive). Gene Ontology annotation, molecular function: nucleic acid binding. Bases 1 to 462 code for a protein of 153 amino acids. The record is from RefSeq and is a predicted model, not a curated record. Lineage: Eukaryota; Metazoa; Chordata; Mammalia; Rodentia; Cricetidae. The transcript has a single exon.